This is a messenger RNA of Selaginella moellendorffii, 1588 nucleotides long. RefSeq lists its product as uncharacterized. The record is from RefSeq and is a predicted model, not a curated record. NCBI's taxonomy places the organism in Eukaryota, Viridiplantae, Streptophyta, Lycopodiopsida, Selaginellales, Selaginellaceae. The coding region runs from base 12 to 794 and encodes 260 amino acids. The transcript has a single exon.
GGCGAUGAGAGAUGGGCGCGGUCGAUCAUGGCGCUGCGAGCUCGAAUCAGGUACUACUGCUCCGUCCCAGGGAAGCCAGCGAGCAUCGGCAAGCCCGCAUCCUUCGAUUUGCCGCUGGUGGCGCGCAUGAAUCAUCCCAUCGACGCGGAGCCGGUGCCGGGCGAGGACUCCAUCACCGCCAUCCGGCAGCUCCUCAAGUGGCUCCACUGGGGUCCGGGCACCAUCGACGCGCUGGUGGACAUGAAGCACCAGUACAAGCUCCGCCUCACGCCCUUCGUGGUGGAGGGUGUUCUUCGCGCGCUCCACACCGACGUCCAGACGUGCUACGAGUUCUUCCUCUGGUCGGGCCGCCAGCCCGAGUGUGGAUUCGACGCUUACAGCUGCAGCCGCAUGGUCAUGAUCCUGGGCGCCGCUCGCGAGUACGACGUCCUCGAGAGAAUGCUGGCCGCGAUCCAAGACACUCCCUGCAGAUACCACGUCCUGGUAUCCAACGCCGUGAUCGCGGCUUACGGCCGGAGCUCCAGGAUCCACAAGGUGAUGGACGAGUUCCAGGAGCUGGACAAGCACGGAUCCAAGCCCAACGCCUACACUUACAAGUGCGUCAUCCAGUCGCUCGUCAAGGCCGGGAAUGUGGUGCUCGCCAUGGAGCUCCUGGACAAGAUGAUCAAGACCGGGCUGGAGCCCGACACUCUCCUCUGCAACGUGGUGCUGGAUGGACUGGGCAAAGCCAACAUGAUGGACGAGGCUUGCAAGCUCUUCGCGAGCAUGAAAUCCAUGGGCUGCCCCGCGGAUGACUACACGUAUGCCAUCCUCAUCCGGAGCCUCGGGCGGUGCAAGCGCGACGAGGAGGCGACGCUGCUCUUCGACGAGAUGGAGGAGCGGGGAUGCACGCCCAGCGCUCCGGCCUACACCAACGUCAUCGACAUCUACUGCAAGGCCGGGAGGAUCGAGUCGGCCAUGGUGGUGCUCAAGAAGAUGCUGGACAAGAACUUGGCACCGGACGACUACACUCUCAACUCGCUCAUCACGGCCGUGAGCCGGACCGGGAGGGUCCGCGGCGUCUACCAGGUGAUCCGCGACUCGAAACACUUCGCCACCGCUGCCAGCAUGAAUGCUCUCAUCGCCAACUUGAGCCGGCGAGGGAACGUGAGCGAGGCGUGCAUGAUCUUCGCGGAGAUGAAGUCGGACGGGAUCGAGGCGGAUGCUAGCACGUACGCGCUGGUUCUGGACGCGCUCAGCCGGGGGCGUGAGAUCGACCGAGCGGUGGAGCUGUUUGGCGAGAUGGAGCAGCGCAAGAUCGCGAUGAAGAUCGAGAGCUGCAACUCGCUGCUGCUGGCGGUGGGACGAGCCGGGAAGACGGAGCUGGCUUGCGAGAUCUUCGAGCGGAUGAAGAAGAGUGGAGUGGCUGUCAACACCGUCUCCUUCAACGCCAUGCUCGACUGCUGCGGCAAGGCUGGGAAAGUUGGCCUGGCGUAUCAGUUCAUGGACGAGAUGGAGGCCCGCGGGAUCAAGCCGAACUCGAUCACUUUCAACACGCUCAUCAACUGCCUGGGACGAGCAAAGUACGCGUCCGAGGCGUACAAGGUGC